Macrosiphum euphorbiae (potato aphid) is the source of this 2310-nucleotide messenger RNA. The record is from the annotation of a GenBank genome assembly. Lineage: Eukaryota; Metazoa; Arthropoda; Insecta; Hemiptera; Aphididae.
AUGAACGAAAAUGAAACGAAAAAAAGAAUUCGUAAUUGUGUUUUUAACGAUGAAUGGUUAAAAGAUCAAAUAUUUUCUGAUUGGAUCGCUAAACACAAUAACCCUAAUAAAGCACGAUGUAUAUUAUGUCAGACAGUUUUUAGUGUUAAGUAUGAUGGCGUUAAAGCUGUAAAAACACAUCAAGAAUCAAAAAAACAUGAAGGUUACAUUUGGUUUGUUCAUCAUGUGUUGUCCAUUUUUCAAAAACAUAUUUUAAUAUUAGAAAAAAAUAAUUUAAACGCUCCAGAAGUCUAUGAUGUAAUGUUAAGUUUAAGAUCUCAAAUUUUAAAUCGUAAAAAUGAUAAUUUCUUUGGAAUUGCAGUAACUACACGAUUACCUAAUCUUACUAGCAAAGAAAACGAUGCAUUUAAAUCUGAUGCUCUACAUACUUACAAACGUGCAUUAGAAUACCUCGAAAAAUGGUUUGAUUAUGAAAACUCUCCAUUCAAAAUGUUUUCGUGUUUGAAAUUAAGUGAAUUACCUAAAUUAACAGAUUUACUCGAUCUGGCCAAAUUAAUUAAGGUUCAUGUCAAUGGAGAUGAACUGUAUGAAGAGCUUAAUUUGAUAAAGUUAUUACCAAAUGAUAUCCUAAAUAACACAGAAUUCACUAGUUCGGAAAAAUGGGUAAAAUUUUUCCAAUCAUCUACUGCACAAUUAAAAAAUAUUAAACAAAUUGUACAGUAUGUAUUCUCGGUGCCGUGUAGCAAUGCAUUUGUUGAACGCGUUUUUAGCCACAUGAAUAGUUUGUGGACAGAUGAGCGCAAUCGAUUAGGAAUUGAUACAGUUAAAGCCGAACUAGUCAUAAGAAAUAACAUAACAUACAAUUGUUCAGAGUUUUUUGAUCAAAUACAAAAUGAAAAACAUUUAUUAAACGCCGUGAAAAAUGCCGCUAAAUAUAAAUUUAAAAGGCCAAAGUGGUUACCAUUUGUGGGAAAUACGUACCAAUUAUCUAAAUUGGCCGCUACCAAAAAUGGUCAAUAUUUGGCAUUUGAGGAGCUCCGUCAAAGAUACAAGUCUGACAUCAUUGGGUUGAAAUUAGGACGUGAAUACAUCGUUACUGUGUUCGGAAACGAUCUAGUGAAUGAAACGUUACAUAGAGAUGAAUUUCAGGGUCGGCCUGAUAAUUUUUUUAUGAGACUCCGGACAUUGGGCAAACGUAGAGGUAUAACGAUGACUGAUGGAGAUCUCUGGAAAGUACACAGAUCAUUUGCUGUCAGACACUUGAAGUUACUUGGCUUAGGACAGAGAAGGGUGGACGAAUUGAUUCGUGAUGAAUAUCAACUCAUGGUAGAACGUCUAUCGGUAGCGAUGAAGAGUGUAACGCCGACCUUAUACUUGCAAUCAGCUGUAAUGAAUGUUUUGUGGGAGCUGACAGCCGGCACUAAGUUCGAAGACCCUGAGUUGCUAACGUUGAUGGGGAAACGGAGUUCAGCAUUCAAUAUGGUCGGUGGGCUGCUCAACCAGAUACCAUGGCUACGGUAUUUGGCACCCACCAAGACGGGUUUCUCACUCAUAACUGAUAUCAAUCAGCAAAUUUACUCAUUGAUAUCUAAUAUUAUUGUGGAACACAAGAAAACGAUAACUGAUACUACCAGAGAUUUUAUUGAUGCAUAUUUACAUCAAAUGAAAAAAGAAGAAAUAUAUAAUACAAUGUUUACUGAAGAACAAUUGAUAGCUGUUUGUUUGGAUUUAUUUAUUGCUGGAUCAUCAACAACUAGUAGUACAUUGGAUUUUGCUAUAUUGGCUAUGGCUCGGUGGCCAGAUGUUCAGGCUAAAGUUCAAUCUACUCUGGAUGAGAUUCAACCUCCGGGGACGUAUAUUACAGCUGAACAAAUUCUUAAAAAUCGAUACGUGGAAGCGGUGCUUUUAGAGACGAAAAGGCUUAAUCACGUAACACCAAUCAUAGGUCCUAGACGUGUGCUAAGAAAUACUAAUCUUAAUGGAUAUAAUAUACCUAAGAACACAACCAUUUUGAUGAGUUUGUAUUCAGUACACCAGGAUCAGUUGAAAUGGGGUGAUCCAGAAGUGUUUCGCCCAGAGAGGUUUAUGGACACUAACGGAAAAAUCAAUAAGACUGAAGAAAUGUACUUUUUUGGAUUUGGAAAAAGACGAUGUCCUGGUGAAGCGUUGGCACAGCGGUUUGUUAACUUAGCAUUCGCAAACCUAAUACAUGAUUUUAUAAUCGAAAUUGAUCAAUUACCCGAAGGAGUAAAUUGUGGUAUACUUUUAACACCAAAACCUUAUAAAAUAAAAAUGACUAAAAGGAAAUAA